This is a messenger RNA of Scatophagus argus, 3646 nucleotides long. RefSeq names its product protein-glutamine gamma-glutamyltransferase 2-like. The coding region runs from base 1 to 2181 and encodes 726 amino acids. The record is from RefSeq and is a predicted model, not a curated record. Gene Ontology annotation, biological process: peptide cross-linking. Lineage: Eukaryota; Metazoa; Chordata; Actinopteri; Scatophagidae. Gene Ontology annotation, molecular function: protein-glutamine gamma-glutamyltransferase activity. The transcript has 15 exons.
AUGAAGAUAAGGUUUCACAUGCUACAAAUAUCCCUCCAGGGGGCGUGGUACUGCACAGUCAUUAACCAGAAAGCACAGGCUGAAGCUGAAGUUCACUUUUCACAGAAACUGAGGAACAGCAGCUUCACUGCAGACAUGAGUCAAGUUUCAGACAUUGAACGCUGUGAUUUGGACAUUAAGAACAACAGCAGCAGCCAUCGUACAGAUCUGUAUGGAGCGGAGCGUUUGAUUGUCAGAAGGGGACAGCCCUUCAGCAUCAUUUUACAUCUGAAACCUGGCAGCAGAGAGUUCAAACUGGGUGAAACAAGUUUCACACUCAUCGUUGAAACUGGUCCAGUACCCAGAAAAGAAUCAGACACAAAGGUUUCCUUCGGUCUGCGUGAGUCCACAGUGGACACCGAGUGGAGCGCAUCCGCCACUAAUGAUCCCUCUGCAAACACAGUGUCUAUAACUAUCAGCUCCUCGCCCAACGCCCCCAUUGGACUCUAUUCUCUGAGUCUGGACCAGGAGGGACAGAAGACCAAUUUAGGACAGUUCAUCCUUCUUUUUAAUGCUUGGUGCCCCAGAGAUGCCGUUUACAUGCGCAGUGAGACGAAGAGGCAGGAGUAUGUUUUAGCGCAACAUGGGCAGAUCUACAGAGGAACACAUAAGCGAAUCAAGGGGACACCCUGGAACUUUGGACAAUUUGAACCAAGUAUACUGGAUAUCUGUCUGAUGAUCCUGGAUGCCAACCCAAAAUUUGUAUCUGAUGCUGAUGAGGACUGCUCUGCCAGGAGAAAUCCGAUUUAUGUGACCAGGGUGCUGAGUGCCAUGAUCAACAGCAAUGAUGACAGGGGAGUGCUUGUGGGAGAGUGGGGCGAAUUUUCAGGUGGAGUUCAUCCAGGACUGUGGACUGGCAGCGGGGACAUUUUGCGUCAGUGGGCAGAGAGUGGCCCUGUCUGCUAUGGCCAGUGCUGGGUCUUUGCUGCUGUUGCAUGCACAGUGUCCCGUGCUCUGGGCAUCCCAUGUCGAGUGGUUACUAACUUUGGAUCCGCUCAUGAUGCUGAUGCCAACCUGAUAAUAGAAAACCUGUAUGAUGAAAAUGGUGAACGAAUUUCUGAAGGUGAUUCAAUAUGGAACUUCCAUGUUUGGGUGGACAGCUGGAUGACCCGUGCAGAUUUGGGGUCAGAAUUCGAUGGGUGGCAAGCCAGUGACCCAACGCCACAGGAGACAAGUGAAGGUGUUUUCUGUUGUGGACCAGCAUCACUAAGAGCCAUCAAAGAAGGAGAGCUGACCAAGAAGUAUGAUGCUCCCUUUAUAUUUGCUGAGGUUAAUGCAGAUGUUGUGGACUUGGUGCGCCUUUCGAAUGGUCAGUUGGUCAAGUUUGAUGGAUCAACUAAGUCUAUUGGGCGCUUCAUCAGCACUAAAGCUGUGGGCUCUGAUGAGAGACACGACAUCACACACCAGUACAAGUAUCCAGAAGGCUCAAAGGAGGAGAGGCAGGUGUAUGAGAAGGCUCAACACCACAACAAGCUACAGCAGCGAGGAGAAGAGCCAGGACUCCGUCUUAAGAUCAAACUGGCUGAUAACAUGAUCGUUGGCUCGGACUUUGAGGUGUCUGCUAUCCUCACCAACAACUGCAUGGAGGCAAGGACCUGCUCCUUCCUGUUCUUCGCCAGAGCUGUCACCUACAAUGGAAAAGAAGGAGAGAGCUGUGGAUUUGCUUCAGACAAAGUGGAGGUGCCCUCUGGAGAAGAAAGACAUCUGUCCCUCAGGCUGGAGUAUGACCAGUAUGGACCAGUGAUCACCUCUGACAGGUUGAUUCACCUGUCAGCCAUCACCAUCGACAAGCAGACCAUAGAUUACCAUAAGGCUGAGAAAACCAUUGUGCUAGAUGAGCCAAAUAUAGAGAUCAAGCUGGUGGGAGAAGUCAAAGUAAACCAGUCAGUGACAGCAGAGCUGACCUUGUUGAACCCUUUACCAGAGCUGCUGCAAGACUGCAGCUUCACCAUAGACGGCGUCGGCCUCACUGACGGCAAACCCACAACCGCAAAAAUUGGAGCUGUGGGCCCCAAACAGGAAGCCAAGGCCAGCAUUGAGUUCAGACCCACCAGUGCUGGCUCCAGUGUCCUGCUGGUGAACUUUGAUAGCAACAAACUGAGGAACAUCAAGAGCUUCAUUAAUGUUGUUGUGAAGGAAUGAGCCAGUACAUAAAUCUGACAACUCAGUUUUUUUUUCUUUGCUUUUCAUUGGACUCCAGAUUACAGGGUCGCCCUUAGCAUCAGGGCUUCAGACUUUAUUUUUUAACCCCAUUAUUAUUUUUAUCCAUGUAUUAUGUAUACCAUUAUACUAUCCACAUUAAUAUUAUUUUUCUGAUCAACCACAUCCACUAGCGAUUAUGUAAGCUGCCUUUUGUAGUAGACUACAAAAUCACUACUGGCUGCAAUAAAAUAAGCAAAUUUAGUCUGCAUGAAUGAUUAAUAAUAAUUAAUUAGUUUUUUGCACUCUAUUCUUUUCUUGUGAGCUGCCAUGACAAGUGAAUUUCCCCGAUGCUGGAUUAAUAAAGUUCAUCUUAUCUUAUCUUAUAUUCAUUAUUUCAUUAGUUGAAUUCAAAUGUGUCAAUAAAGCAGCUGAUGGCUUAAGGCAGACCUGGGCAUUUUACGGCCCGUUGGUUUACUCUGACCGGAAAUGAUCAAAUAAACAUGUUUUCUGAUUUCACAUUAUGCAUAAAGCUGCAUUGCUUUUAUUUUGAAGUUGAAUUUAUUCACUGACACGAUACGUAGGCUUAAGACGUGCACAUGAUUGGAUCGUUGUCAGAAGACGUCAUUAGCCCCCAGAAAUGUCCGAUCACGCUAAAAAAGAAAGGUAGAUGUCGAAUGCAGGGUUUUUAACAAAAAUUGGACUGCUAACUAUUUAUUUACUGAAGUCAGAAGUAAAGCCGUGUGUUUAGUUUGCGGGGAGCAGAUUGCCGUGUUUAAAGACUACAAUUUGAGUCGGCAUUACCAGACGAAACACGCAGAGAACUAUAAAAACUUGACUGAUGCUGAAAUUGCGCGGACAUCGGAAGCUUUGCUAGCUAAGCUGCAAAAGCAGCAAGGCUUUUUUACCAAGCUUCACACAUCCAGGAUGCAGCAACCAAGACCAGCUUUGUUAUAUCCCACAAAAUCGCUAAAAUCAGUAAGCCAUUCUCGGACGGAGAGUUUGUCAAAGAGUGCUUGGUGGACUCUGCAGCACUAAUAUGACCUGAAAAAAAAGAAGCAUGAACAUUGAACAUGUCCCACUGUCCAGAAGGGUCGAGGACAUUGCGGGGAAUCUGGAGCUUCAGCUUCAAUGUGAAGUGGCAAGUUUUGACUUUUUCUUCUUGGCUUUGGACGAGAGCUGUGAUGUUCGCGACACAGCUCAGUAACGCAGGACUUCAAGAUUACGGAGGAGCUGGCAGCAAUGCGGUCGAUGAAAGGUACAGCAACAGGGAGCCAUCUCUCCACAGAGGUAAAUGCGUGCAUGGACACGCUGGGGCUAAAAUGGGACAGACUGGCAGGUGUCACAACGGACGGUUGUCCAAAUCUUACAGGGAAAAAUUUCGGACUUUUGAAACGCAUGCAAAUGUUCAUAUGUGUACCAUUGUUUUGGGAAAUUUGACUGAAUAAAGUACAUUUUUGCAAGGCAA